This is a messenger RNA of Carassius carassius (crucian carp), 1285 nucleotides long. Its product is annotated as insulin-induced gene 2 protein-like. The transcript has 7 exons. Lineage: Eukaryota; Metazoa; Chordata; Actinopteri; Cypriniformes; Cyprinidae. Gene Ontology annotation, cellular component: endoplasmic reticulum; SREBP-SCAP-Insig complex. Gene Ontology annotation, biological process: cholesterol biosynthetic process; cellular response to insulin stimulus; SREBP signaling pathway. The record is from RefSeq and is a predicted model, not a curated record. Bases 359 to 1024 code for a protein of 221 amino acids.
AGAUUGCGCGUGAUUUCAGAGGUUAGGCGUCGACGUUGAGUGCCGUGAACACUGACAGUGUGUUCACUUUUAUUAGAAAUACUGAAUCAAAUAUAUUUUUGAAUAGCAACAUAAACUUAAUCAGAAUGAUCCAAAAAUGUCCAAACCAUGUUCUUUAUUACGUCACCAGCGCCGCCUCUGAUUGGCUGCUGAUGUAGAGGCGGAAGGACAGCAUUAUCCACACAGAGAGCUCUUCUUCCUUCGCUUCGGACUUUAACCACUUUAACAUCUCUGUUCAGAGCCAGAGAAACGCUUAAAACGGUGUUUGAUGUCAGCUGACAGCAGCAGAUGUAGCUGACGUCCUUCUGUGACCGCGGUCAUGGCGGAGGUUUCGUCGCUGAGCGGUGGUGCUCCCUACAUCAGCGUGAUCACCAACCGGACCAUGAACCUGCUGAUCCGUGCUGCCAUGCUCUUCAUGGUGGGUGUGUUCCUAGCGCUCGUGCUGAACCUGCUCCAGGUGCAGCGUAACGUCACUCUCUUCCCUCCAGACGUCAUCAGCAGUGUUUUCUCAUCUGCCUGGUGGGUUCCUCCCUGCUGUGGAACAGCUGCAGCGUUGAUCGGUUUGCUGUAUCCCUGUAUGGAUCGUCGUCUGGGGGAGCCGCAUCAGCUCAAGAGAGAGUGGUCUAAUGUGAUGCGCUGUGUGGCCGUCUUUGUGGGCAUUAAUCACGCCAGUGCUAAGGUGGACUUUGCGAAUAAUGUGCAGCUGUCGUUGACGCUGGGUGCCCUGUCUGUCGGCCUGUGGUGGACGUUCGAUCGUUCACGCAGUGGUUUUGGGCUGGGAGUCAUUAUUGCACUACUUGCUACACUUGCCACCCAGCUGCUGGUUUACAACGGAGUCUUUCAAUAUACCUCCCCUGACUUCCUGUACAUUCGGUCCUGGCUGCCAUGUAUCUUCUUCGCCGGGGUCAUAACCGUGGGGAAUAUUGGACGACAGCUAGCUCUGUACGAGUACAAAGUCAGUCAAGAAAAGCCCCACCAGGAUUGAGGAGGAAUCCUCUGCACACAAGGGAAAAUCCAGGAUUCUGUGUUUGAGGACGGACAGUGUUAUGAUUUAUACCUCCAGACCUGUUUUCUGCCUCCUCAGAUGCUCAGGUUCUCUAAUUGUGUGUAACAGUAAGAUAUGAUGUUGUUUACACACUCUCAUACUGUCUUCGGCAGCGCUGAGAUGCUAGCAGCUGCUGUGAAGUGCCAAACUGACUCUGACUGAUCAAACCGAAUGACUGGAGGCAAAGCCUGGUGUGUAAAA